AAGUUCAAAACACUUCCCAAAGUCCAAACUGUGAGGUGAAACUCGGAGAGACGGUUUCGGUUUCGGUUUCGCUUUUGCUUUCGUUUCAUAAUCACAACAACAACAACAGCAACAUUUCGCAAUAAUUUUUAUAAUGAUGAUGAAGCUGUCAUUGUUGUUGUCGUUGUUGUCGUUGUUGCAUUUGUCUGCGGGUUUGCCCAUUGCGCCCACCACUUUGGACGGUGCCACGCCCAUUGACGCCCAGGUCUCAGCCGCCGAUUUUGGCGCCCUGGAUGCAUUCGCUGAAGAUGCCGCCGAAAAUUCCGAAACGGCAGCCAGCGAGUCAGCGGGCUUCAAGAUCUCAUUGCUGCCGAUGCCCGACAAGACGGCGGAGUCUGUGAAUCUGGAGCAUGAGGCAAUUCCAUCCAAAGUGUAUACCGCCUAUGACAAUACACAUAAGGGGAUUGCCGAUAUUUCGCAUCCUGUGCCCAUUUUGGACAGCAUCAGCGAACAUGAGAAGUAUGGCAACAAUGGCGACAAAUUCGACGGCAUCUCUCGCUCGAUUGUCAAUGGUUACGAAGCGUUUUCCAAUCUCCUCAACACCUUAAUACAGAAACCCAAAGAAUUGGCGCGCAGUGUAUCGAAGGGCAUCACAGCCCAACUGGACAUCAUUGGAGGCAAGCUCGUCGGUCUCUAAGCAACGUUAACAAUUGGAAAGGAAUCAAAACACUU
This is a messenger RNA of Drosophila innubila, 711 nucleotides long. RefSeq lists its product as uncharacterized. The coding region runs from base 134 to 676 and encodes 180 amino acids. The transcript has 4 exons. The record is from RefSeq and is a predicted model, not a curated record. NCBI's taxonomy places the organism in Eukaryota, Metazoa, Arthropoda, Insecta, Diptera, Drosophilidae.